This is a messenger RNA of Oncorhynchus kisutch (coho salmon), 2556 nucleotides long. RefSeq names its product forkhead box protein I2-A-like. The record is from RefSeq and is a predicted model, not a curated record. Gene Ontology annotation, molecular function: DNA-binding transcription factor activity, RNA polymerase II-specific; RNA polymerase II cis-regulatory region sequence-specific DNA binding. Bases 145 to 1350 code for a protein of 401 amino acids. Gene Ontology annotation, biological process: regulation of transcription by RNA polymerase II; cell differentiation; anatomical structure morphogenesis. Lineage: Eukaryota; Metazoa; Chordata; Actinopteri; Salmoniformes; Salmonidae. The transcript has a single exon.
CAAUGAAAAGUCAACAUAAAACAUGUUAAACAAUUAUUUAACAUUGUUUGACUCAUGAGGCAGAGACACUGGGAUCCCAUCAUUCCAAGAGCAGUUUUCCCCACGAGCUGAAGUUCCUUGGGAAGCAGAUAGCGCUCCAGCAUCAUGAGCCUUUACCACAGCCGAGUGCUUGGAGUGCCACCCUCGGCGCUCAAUUUCCCCAAUUCGUCCCUGAUUUACUUGUAUGGAGGCGACGGCGGUACCAUUCUUCCCGCUUUGGGCUUCCUCCCAACUCGGCAGGAAUCUCUGCAAAAACCUCCGUACAGCUACAUUGCACUUAUCGCUAUGGCCAUCAAGAGCGCACCAGACAAGCGCGCAACGCUGAGCGGCAUUUACCAGUUCAUAAUGGACGGCUUCCCCUAUUACCAUGACAACAAGCAGGGCUGGCAGAACUCAAUACGCCACAACCUCUCUCUAAACGACUGUUUCAUCAAGGUACCGAGAGAAAAGGGCCGUACCGGGAAAGGCAGCUACUGGACUUUGGACACCAAAUGUCUAGACAUGUUCGAGAACGGGAACUAUAGACGGAGGAAGAGAAAACUAAAGGGCCAAGAGACUGCAGAGUACAAAACUACUUACAAGAGGAAAAGAGGUCCAGUCUCCACGAACCCGUCAGGACAGGAUAGGAGGCCCAUUCAUAACGUUCCAGCUGAUGCUCACCCGAGGAUGGGUAGGCCUAUGUCAGCUGGAGAUUGGGCUGUGGUGGGCACGGAGGUGAAACAACAACAUAGACAUUUUGAGCAACGUAGUUCAGAUUUAAAACAUGUUCUUGGUGAGUUCAACAAUGUUGGGAUGCAGCAAAGUGGGUCUGUCCAUGGCCAAAAAUGUAAUGUGCAGAAUCAAAUCCAAACGGAAUCCAUGCAGGACAUGUAUGGCACACAAUCAGCUGACGCGCUACACGGUCCAAGGUGCAUACCCGUUCAGGAGCACAGGGUCUGUUUGGACACAGCGCAUCUGUCAGGAGCGUCUUCCCUCCAUGCGAGUGAAGCAGACAACAGUAGACUAGCCUUUGAUAGGAGGGAGAAUGGGCCUCCUAUCCUGUCCGGUUGCACGGAGAACUUGAACUCAUCUAUGCUGUGUAGAACAAUGGAAAUUAUACCCACUGUCCCUAGCAGAGCAACGGACAAAUCCAAAGGUUUUAGCAUAGACAGUAUCCUGUCAAAAAAGGGAAACCAAAUGCACAAAAGCAGCGUUGGUGUAACAACAGAGGCAGGCUUGUACCCCCAAAGUCACCAAUUCAAGCUGAUGGGAUUCCCGCUUUGCAGUUACUUAUCGCUCACGUGCCCUGAGAAAGUUCUACAUUUUAAAUAGGCAGAGUGAUAUGCUAAAUAAUAAUAAUAUAAUGGGAACAUCUAAAAAAUAUAUAUAUAUAUAUUGCAAGAUAUUACUCGCGAGUGUUACCAUUUUGAUACAGUGGGGAGAGAGAAAAUGACUUCGACAAUUAUAUUUUUCAGGCGCCAAUAAAGACAUGAUUGCGAUUAUUGUUAUUAUAGGCUAACCUCUCUUCCGAUGUGCAGCUGCGCAUAAAAUACCAUUGUAGUUCCUCUUUCAGUUGAUUUAUCGUCAUGAGAGAACAGUUAAUAAACGCCCAAGAGUGUACAGAUGUUGUUUUAGUAAAUGUAAAUGUUUAGGAAAACUAUGGUUUAUAUGUAGGAGCUCUGAGCUUGUCAUCUAAGUGCCUGCCAUUUGACUGUUGUGUGUGUUAUAUUCUGUUCUGCUUCUCAGAUGUUGAAUUUAGAUGUUAAAGUGGACAUACGUUUUUUUCAGCUACCUUCUAAAAAACGAUGUAAAAUGUUAUUUUUUCCCAUCUUGAAUGUAAAAUAAAAGUGUAAUAAACUAAAAAAAUACAUCGCAAGUCAGCUUGAUUUUAUUCCAUGAAAAUAGACAUAAGUAAAUUGAAAGAAAGGACAGUACAAAGUAACACAUUCAAUCUUAGCCUAUUAAACUGAAAGAUCAUUACAGUCAUGUACUCUAUUAUAAACUGGGUGGUUCGAGCCAUGAAUACUGAUUUGCUGAAAGCCAUGGUAUAUCAGACCAUAUACAACAGGUCAGGUAUGACAAAACAUGUAUUUUUACUAAUCACCUUGGAAACUAGUUUAUAGUAGCAAUAAGACGCCUCAGGGCACCUGUAUCCUGGCACUCCGUGUUGUGUUGUGCAUAAGAACAGCUUUUAGCAGUGUUAUAUUGGCCAUAUACAACACCCCCUCGGGCCGUGUUGCUUAAAUAUAAUCCUGCAGCUGGUUUUCAAUGUUCUUCCUCAAACAGAUUUACACCUUUGAAUAAUAAACCAAAAUUCUGAAGGGAAAAGUGAUUUUUUUUUAAUAACCCUGCACUGCAUACUACACCAGGAUGAGAGCUAUGGGCACUAGUAAACAUUCAUUUGUUUAUCAGUUAAACAAAUUCCCCAUUGCAAAAAGUGCUGUUAACACAAAUACUGAAUCAAUCAGAGCAUUGCCAUCUGUUUCCUUGAGGCCACAUGUGAUUUACAGUGAAUUAAAGUUGUUAUGGUAUUGAACU